Messenger RNA from Saprolegnia parasitica CBS 223.65, 1639 nucleotides. Its product is annotated as amidophosphoribosyltransferase. Gene Ontology annotation, biological process: purine nucleobase biosynthetic process; purine nucleotide biosynthetic process. NCBI's taxonomy places the organism in Eukaryota, Oomycota, Saprolegniomycetes, Saprolegniales, Saprolegniaceae. The coding region runs from base 36 to 1598 and encodes 520 amino acids. Gene Ontology annotation, cellular component: cytoplasm. The transcript has 3 exons. The record is from RefSeq and is a predicted model, not a curated record. Gene Ontology annotation, molecular function: amidophosphoribosyltransferase activity.
AAUUCGGCCCGUCGACAGCAAGCAAGCAGAGAAAGAUGUGUGGUAUCAUCGCGGUCCUCCUCGCCAACAAGCACGAGCACUGCAACCAGAGCUUGUACGACGGCCUCACGGUGCUCCAGCACCGCGGCCAAGACGCCGCCGGCAUCAUGACGUCGCACAACGGCAAGCUCCACCUGCGCAAGGACAAUGGCCUCGUUCGCGACGUCUUCAAGCAGAACCACAUGGUCUCGCUCAUGGGCUGCAUGGGCAUCGGCCACUGCCGGUACCCGACCGCAGGCUCGUCCAGCAGCUCGGAGGCGCAGCCCUUCUACACCAACUCGCCGUACGGUAUCGCGCUCGCACACAACGGCAACCUCACCAACUCGCACGAGCUCGUGGACCAGCUCGCCAACACCAACUUUCGCCACGUCAAUACCGACUCGGACUCGGAGAUGCUCCUCAACAUCCUCGCCGACGAGCUCCUCAAGUCGACGCACCCGCUUUCCAGCGGUCAGAUCUUUGACGCGGUCUCGCGCCUCUACACGCGCUGCCGCGGCGGCUACGCGGUCGUCGCGCUCAUCAACGGCUACGGCAUCCUCGCCUUCCGCGACCCCAACGGCAUCCGCCCGCUCGUGUACGGCUCGCGCAAGAGCCACCACGGGACCGACUAUGCGGUCGCGUCCGAGUCGGUCGCGAUCGACACGCUCGACUACACGCUGCAGCGCGACGUCGCGCCCGGCGAGGCCAUCUUCAUCGGGAAUGGCGGCCAGUUUGAGAGCCGUGUGUGCUGCCCGAACGCCAAGCUCUCGCCGUGCAUCUUCGAGCACGUGUACUUUGCGCGCCCGGACUCGGUCAUUGACGGCAUCUCCGUGUACCAAGCCCGGCGCAACAUGGGCUCCAAGCUCGCCGAGAAGGUGCUGCGUGAGUACCCGGACCACGGCAUCGACGUGGUCAUUCCGAUUCCCGACACGUCGCGCACGUCGGCGCUCGAGAUGUCGCACCGGCUCAACAUCCCGUACCGCGAGGGCUUUGUGAAGAACCGGUACAUUGCCCGCACGUUCAUCAUGCCCGGCCAAGUCGCGCGCAAGAAGACGGUGCGCAUGAAGCUCAACGCGAUCAAGAGCGAGUUUGAAGGCAAGGUCGUGCUGCUGGUCGACGACUCGAUCGUGCGCGGUACCACGGGGCGUCAGAUCGUGCAGAUCGCGCGCGAGUCGGGCGCGAAGAAAGUCUACUUUGCGUCGGCCGCGCCGUGCAUUCGCCACCCGAACGUCUACGGCAUCGACAUGCCGACGCGCGACGAGCUCAUUGCGCACAACCGCACUGAAGUCGAGAUUGCGCGCGAGCUCACGGCCGACCACGUCAUCUUCCAAGACAUCGCCGACCUCAAGGCGAGCUGCGAGCUCGAGAACCCCAAGAUCAAGCUCUGGGACGCAUCGUGCUUUGACGGCCUGUAUGUCAGCGGCGACAUUAACGAAGCGUACUUCAAGCGCCUCCACGACGAACGCUGCGACGCGCGCAUGCAGAUGAAGAACCUCACGAUGGGCACGGCGCCGAUCUACCGGACCGUCUCGGACCCCAUGUGCGACGAGGUCAUUGACAUGUACAACAACACGCAAUAAGAACUAUAUGACGUGGCGCGAUAAGAAUACGUACCGUGUGC